AGUUUCAGGAGGCAAAUAAUUGAGGGGUGCCUUUGUGUGUUUUUCUGUUUGUUUUAUAGAAAUGAAACAAGACAAAAGAUUUUAUUUGAUUGAUAAAUUUAUGAACUGGACACAGGCUCAGAGCUACUGCAGAUCCCAAUACACUGACUUGGCCAGUGGACUGGAUCAGGUAGAUGGAGAAGAAAUGAAGGCCCUGUUUACCAACUCUACCUUUAGAGCAUGGGUCGGUCUGUUCAGAGACAGCUGGAGGUGGUCAGAUGGGAGUGAUUUCUCUUUCAGAUACUGGGAUAUGCAGUUAUUCAAUGAUGAACAAAGCAACAAGACAUGUGCUAUGACUCUGUUAAACAGAUCAGGAAAAUGGAGCUCUGAUGAAUGUGACAAUAAAAAACCCUUCUUCUGUUAUGAUGAUAAAUUGAUCCUGAUCAAAGAAAACAAGACAUGGAAGGAUGCCUUGGAUUACUGUAGAGAGCUUUACAAGGACCUGGUCUCCAUCACUAACGGUUACCAACAGAGAUGGGUCCAGGAAACAGCCAAGAAUGCUGACAGUCCCUAUGUUUGGAUCGGACUGAGCUACAAAUGCACUCUGGGAUUAUGGUUAUGGGUCAGUGACUACGUAGUCUGCUAUAAGAAGUGGGCCACAGAGGGGAAAACUGAAGGGUGUGACAUGUCUGUAGGCGUGGACAGAGGAGGACAGCAUGAGUGGUUCAGUCGCAGGAAUAAUGAGACGUAUAAUUUUAUUUGUUCUAAACAGUAAGUUUUAAACUUAAACUCACUUACUGAU
Messenger RNA from Oreochromis niloticus (Nile tilapia), 781 nucleotides. Its product is annotated as macrophage mannose receptor 1-like. The record is from RefSeq and is a predicted model, not a curated record. Lineage: Eukaryota; Metazoa; Chordata; Actinopteri; Cichliformes; Cichlidae. The coding region runs from base 62 to 754 and encodes 230 amino acids. The transcript is spliced from 2 exons.